Molecule: messenger RNA, 1059 nt
Organism: Stereum hirsutum FP-91666 SS1
Lineage: Eukaryota; Fungi; Basidiomycota; Agaricomycetes; Russulales; Stereaceae
Exons: 4
Coding region: 1-1059 (352 amino acids)
Source: RefSeq, a predicted model, not a curated record
AUGUCCCCUGCACGAUGCGGUUUGAUACACAUACCGUCGUACGCGACAGAAGUCACCGAUGCCGACGAAGAGGUCUUCCUCCUUUACACUCGUCUAGCCUCCAUUCAUCCCGUCGACGGUGAGAGCAAGGAGCCCUUUCGUGGUCUGGGUUAUCUCGACGGCAAAUCCGAUACGCUCACCGUCCGACUUGAGCUCAAGCCACCUACUGCCGAACCUCCUACUUCAAACACUUUCACACCUACAGGAAAAAAGAGUGGACGGAAUAAGAGUCGGAGUGCCCAUGGAAAGGCUAAAAAGGAGAAUGAUGAUGGGACGAAGGUUAUUGAGGUGGAAUUGGCGCAGGAUCGGACUGCAUUGAGGAGUCGGAGUGGGGAUACGGGGAGCGUUUUGUGGAGGGCAAGUAUCGACUUCGCGCGUUUUGUUCUUCAGCAGUAUCAUUUCCCUGUUUCAGACGGACUUUUCGACCCGCCAGAUUUGGAUAACGCGCAUAUCCUAGAGCUUGGUGCCGGAACAGGCCUCUUCAGCCUCCUCAUAGGCACACUCGUCCGUCGCUACACCGCAACAGAUAUCCCCGCCCUCGUUCCCCUCCUACAGAAAAAUAUACCUCAUCAACCACCUUCGUCUUCUUCUCUCCAUUCACACUCACAUGGGCACUCGCAGACUCCAACCCGACCACACUCGAUAUCUGCCGCUGCCCUCGACUGGACCCUCCCCGUACACCGUCAGCUCCCGGACCCAGUCCUCCAGGACACGCCCGAUAUCCUCCUCGCCGUAGACUGCAUCUAUCACCCGUCGCUCAUUCCGCCGUUACUGAAGACGAUCGAGGAAUUGAGUACGAAGGAUCGGACGGCGGUGGUGAUUGUUUGUGAACUAAGAGCGGAGGAUGUGGUUAGAGAGUUCUUGGAGGGGUGGUUGAAUCUGAGCACGGGGAAGGGAGGUGAAGUUGGCUCUAAAUGGAGAAUCUGGAGCCUGAGUGAUGUAGAGGAGAGUCAAUGGAAUGAGGAUGGUGGUCGCGGAUUGGGGCCUAGAUAUGGGAUGUGGGUUGGUUGGAAGGUCUGA